This is a messenger RNA of Wasmannia auropunctata (little fire ant), 849 nucleotides long. It is a transcript of the gene mRpS7, whose product is annotated as 28S ribosomal protein S7, mitochondrial. Gene Ontology annotation, molecular function: structural constituent of ribosome; mRNA binding; rRNA binding. The coding region runs from base 74 to 778 and encodes 234 amino acids. Gene Ontology annotation, cellular component: ribosome. Gene Ontology annotation, biological process: ribosomal small subunit assembly; translation. The transcript is spliced from 5 exons. The record is from RefSeq and is a predicted model, not a curated record. Lineage: Eukaryota; Metazoa; Arthropoda; Insecta; Hymenoptera; Formicidae.
UAAAUCGCGAUGUUGCGAUGUCACAGUUAGGUUAGGUUUAGGUUACUGUGAACAGUGCGAACAGUCGAUUAAAAUGGUUAAUUUGCAUUUAUUUGUUACGUCGACCACAAAUUUAUUAAAUAAUUAUGGAUUGGCAAGAGUCUGCUUGACGAGUCUUACAAGAAGCUAUAGCGUUUUUCCACCCCAUUAUAUUAAACCCACUUUUAGAAAAGAAGAUCAAGAAACUUUGUUUAAAAGCGAUGAAGCAAAGAAGAUUGUGCAUGAGCAAGUGAAACCAGCCUUAGUCACUGACACAUGCUCCGAAUUUUAUGAUGAAAGAGUGCUGAAAUUUAUUAAUACCCUUAUGAAGAAUGGAGAUAAGAAUUUAGCAAAAACACUGGUAACCAAAACUUUCGAGAGUGUCAAAAGAUUACAACUGCAGAGAUAUCACAAGGCAACAACGAGCGAAGAAAAAGCUGAAAUUGAAUUGGAUCCAUUUCUGAUUUUUCACCGUGCCGUUGAUAAUUGCAUACCGAUUUUACAAUUAAUGAGAUGUAGAAAAGGAGGAAUCACAUAUCAGGUUCCUAUUCCAAUUUCACCUUUAAAGGCACAGCACAAAUCUAUGUUAUGGUUAAUUGAAGCUGCAAAUGAGAAAGAGUCCACCCAAAGGUUUUAUGAUACAUUGGCCAAAGAAUUAAUAGCAGCUUCUCAGAAUCAGGGUCGUGCGAUUAAAUGGAAGCAAGAAUUACACAAGAAAUGUCAAGCUAAUCGGGCUUAUGCGCACUAUAGAUGGAUAUAGACAAGAUGAGUUCUAUAAAUAAAAUAAUUAUAAAUAAAAUGUAUAAAUAAAAUUAUUUCUCUGAAACGUAA